ACACACCUCGGGACUCCUGAAAGGGUUAUUCAGUGUGGGGCUGGCUGUAAAAAUGCUAUUGGCUGAUCCUUGGCGCGGCCAAAGUACAACCCGAAUGUCUUCUCUCUCCAUUCAGCGCUUUUGUUAUUUUGGCUGAAAGGAAGUCGCAGGCGCUCCCCUCUGGCAGGCCCAAGAUGGAGCAGCAGAGCCCGGCCAAGAAGGAGGGGAGGCUGACGCUCAUACUUUCAUUGGCGACGCUGAUAGCCGCCUUUGGGUCAUCCUUCCAGUAUGGGUACAACGUGGCCGCUGUUAAUUCCCCUGCCGAGCUCAUGAAAGAGUUUUAUAACCAGACCUACUAUGAGCGCAACAAUAACUACAUAAACGAGUUUUCCUUGACGUUGCUGUGGUCUGUUUCUGUGUCCAUGUUCCCGUUUGGAGGCUUCCUGGGCUCCCUCAUGGUCGGCCCCUUGGUGAAUAAAUUUGGCAGGAAAGGGACUUUGCUCUUCAACAACAUCUUCUCCAUUGUACCCGCGAUCUUAAUGGGGUGCAGCGAGGUCGCCCGGUCGUUCGAGAUGAUCAUUGUGUCCAGACUUUUGGUGGGAAUAUGUGCAGGUCUGUCUUCCAACGUUGUCCCCAUGUACCUGGGGGAGCUGGCCCCCAAAAACCUGAGGGGAGCCCUCGGGGUGGUCCCUCAGGUCUUCAUCACUGUCGGCAUCCUCGUGGCUCAGAUCUUUGGUCUCCGGAGCCUCCUGGCCAACAAAGAAGGCUGGCCCAUCCUGCUCGGGCUGACCGGGAUCCCAGCGGCCCUGCAGCUUCUCCUCUUGCCCUUCUUCCCCGAGAGCCCCCGGUACCUGCUGAUUCAAAAGAAGGAUGAGGCGGCUGCCAAAAACGCGCUGAAGAAGCUGCGGGGCUGGGACGACGUGGGCUCGGAGAUGGAGGAGAUCCGGCAGGAGGACGAGGCGGAGAAGGCGGCAGGCUUCAUCUCCGUGCUCAAGCUGUUCAGCAUGAGGUCCUUGCGGUGGCAGGUCAUCUCCAUCAUCAUCCUCAUGGGCGGCCAGCAGCUGUCGGGGGUGAACGCGAUCUACUACUACGCAGACCAGAUCUACCUGAGCGCAGGGGUGAACCAUCAUGACGUCCAGUACGUGACUGUGGGCACCGGGGCCGUCAACGUGCUGAUGACCGCCUGUGCCGUGUUCAUAGUGGAGCUCCUGGGGCGAAGGGUCCUUCUCCUCCUGGGCUUCUCCGUCUGCUUCGCCGCCUGCUGCGUGCUGACAGCCGCUCUGGCCCUGCAGGACACAAUAUCCUGGAUGCCUUACGUCAGCAUCGCCUGCGUCAUCUCCUACGUGGUCGGACACGCCCUCGGGCCCAGUCCCAUCCCCGCGCUGCUGAUCACCGAGAUCUUCCUGCAGUCCUCCCGGCCGUCUGCCUUCAUGGUGGGGGGCAGCGUCCACUGGCUCUCCAACUUCACCGUGGGCUUGAUCUUCCCAUUCAUCCAAGUGGGCCUCGGACCUUACAGCUUCAUCAUUUUUGCUGUGAUAUGCCUUCUCACCACCAUCUACAUCUUCCUGGUUGUCCCUGAGACCAAGGGCAAGACAUUCAUGGAGAUCAACCAGAUUUUCACCAAGAUGAAUAAGGUGUCAGAGGUGCACCCGGAGAAGGAGGAACUGAAGGACUUCCCGAUCUCUGCUUCGGGGCUGUAACUCAGAAGAGGAGCUGAUAAGCGGGUCUGAGUGGAGCGUCCCUCCUGGGCUUUCUUCCUGACCACCAGGUGUCUGUGAACAUCUGAGGACCAGCCCGGUGUGGAGCGCAGGCCCCACUGGGACCGUCCAAAGGGCUGCUGUCUCUCUCCACAUUGACCCACCACCAACCCCAGCUCGCAGUGAGCAGGCGCCCUCACCGAGCUGGGUUCGCCAUUGGGUGGCCCCUGAUCACACCAGCUCUUACGACCAAAGUCAUUACUGGGGUGGCAGGACGGAAGGAACCCCAUCUACCAGAGAAGCGAACUCUUCUGCAGUCCCACAGGUCUGCUCGGGACCAGAGGCAGUCUUCCUCUUGCCGUAUCCAUCUCCAGAAACACCAGCCCUGGAAAGUGUGAUGUCCCAUGUAAUGACUUUUAAGAAGCUGGGACAGGUUCCCGCGGGGACUUUACCGGAGUUGGAGAUUAUUAAUCGUGAAUUAUAUUGCUGGAGGACAAUAGCAUUGCCUCUGUGUGCUCAAUAAAACACGUAUGAUCACUUCUCACCAA
This is a messenger RNA of Lutra lutra (Eurasian river otter), 2224 nucleotides long. RefSeq names its product solute carrier family 2, facilitated glucose transporter member 5. Gene Ontology annotation, biological process: fructose transmembrane transport. Gene Ontology annotation, molecular function: fructose transmembrane transporter activity. NCBI's taxonomy places the organism in Eukaryota, Metazoa, Chordata, Mammalia, Carnivora, Mustelidae. The transcript is spliced from 12 exons. The record is from RefSeq and is a predicted model, not a curated record. Gene Ontology annotation, cellular component: membrane. Bases 174 to 1679 code for a protein of 501 amino acids.